Messenger RNA from Pan troglodytes (chimpanzee), 3548 nucleotides. It is a transcript of the gene NFATC4, whose product is annotated as nuclear factor of activated T cells 4. The transcript has 11 exons. Gene Ontology annotation, molecular function: DNA-binding transcription factor activity, RNA polymerase II-specific; transcription factor binding; RNA polymerase II cis-regulatory region sequence-specific DNA binding. Gene Ontology annotation, biological process: cytokine production; calcineurin-NFAT signaling cascade; regulation of transcription by RNA polymerase II. Gene Ontology annotation, cellular component: transcription regulator complex. NCBI's taxonomy places the organism in Eukaryota, Metazoa, Chordata, Mammalia, Primates, Hominidae. The record is from RefSeq and is a predicted model, not a curated record. The coding region runs from base 303 to 3197 and encodes 964 amino acids.
GGGCCCGAGGGAGGACCGAGGGGAGGGAGGGAAGCCGCCUCGGCCGCUGCGGAGCUCCGGCCCGUCGGGCCAGCCCUCCCUUCUUUCCCCAGUCCCGUAGAGCCUGUUUCUCAUUAGAGUAACGGGCGCGGUCCCCGCCCGGCUUCUGAGUGUUUGUAAACGUCUGACCUGGGGCCGUCGCUUAACCGUUUAGUUGCUGGGAUGGGGCGGCGUUGGGGGUGCGGCCCUGAACCGGAGGGAUUUAGAGACUGGAGACGCUGCGGCCUCUAAGAGAGGUUGAAACUGUGUGUGGGGGGAAGAAAAUGAUAACCACCCUCCCAUCUCUCCUACCCGCCAGCCUCGCCAGUAUCUCCCACCGAGUCAUGAAUCUCCCAUCUAACUCCCUCUCACACAACCCAGGCCUCUCCAAGACUGACUUUCCCGGAAACUCCAGUCCAGGUCUUCCUUCCUCCUCCAGCCCAGGCCGGGACCUGGGGGCUCCUGCCGGAUCCAUGGGGGCAGCCAGCUGCGAGGAUGAGGAGCUGGAAUUUAAGCUGGUGUUCGGGGAGGAAAAGGAGGCCCCCCCGCUGGGCGCGGGGGGAUUGGGGGAAGAACUGGACUCAGAGGAUGCCCCGCCAUGCUGCCGUCUGGCCUUGGGAGAGCCCCCUCCCUAUGGCGCUGCACCUAUCGGUAUUCCCCGACCUCCACCCCCUCGGCCUGGCAUGCAUUCGCCACCGCCGCGCCCAGCCCCCUCACCUGGCACCUGGGAGAGCCAGCCCGCCAGGUCGGUGAGGCUGGGAGGACCAGGAGGGGGUGCUGGGGGUGCUGGGGGUGGCCGUGUUCUCGAGUGUCCCAGCAUCCGCAUCACCUCCAUCUCUCCCACGCCGGAGCCGCCAGCAGCGCUGGAGGACAACCCUGAUGCCUGGGGGGACGGCUCUCCUAGAGAUUACCCCCCACCAGAAGGCUUUGGGGGCUACAGAGAAGCAGGGGGCCAGGGUGGGGGGGCCUUCUUCAGCCCAAGCCCUGGCAGCAGCAGCCUGUCCUCGUGGAGCUUCUUCUCCGAUGCCUCUGACGAGGCAGCCCUGUAUGCAGCCUGCGACGAGGUGGAGUCUGAGCUAAAUGAGGCGGCCUCCCGCUUUGGCCUGGGCUCCCCGCUGCCCUCGCCCCGGGCCUCCCCUCGGCCAUGGACCCCCGAAGAUCCCUGGAGCCUGUAUGGUCCAAGCCCCGGAGGCCGAGGGCCAGAGGAUAGCUGGCUACUCCUCAGUGCUCCUGGGCCCACCCCAGCCUCCCCGCGGCCUGCCUCUCCAUGUGGCAAGCGGCGCUAUUCCAGCUCGGGAACCCCAUCUUCAGCCUCCCCAGCUCUGUCCCGCCGUGGCAGCCUGGGGGAAGAGGGGUCUGAGCCACCUCCACCACCCCCAUUGCCUCUGGCCCGGGACCCGAGCUCCCCUGGUCCCUUUGACUAUGUGGGGGCCCCACCAGCUGAGAGCAUCCCUCAGAAGACACGGCGGACUUCCAGCGAGCAGGCAGUGGCUCUGCCUCGGUCUGAGGAGCCUGCCUCAUGCAAUGGGAAGCUGCCCUUGGGAGCAGAGGAGUCUGUGGCUCCUCCAGGAGGUUCCCGGAAGGAGGUGGCUGGCAUGGACUACCUGGCAGUGCCCUCCCCACUCGCUUGGUCCAAGGCCCGGAUUGGGGGACACAGCCCUAUCUUCAGGACCUCUGCCCUACCCCCACUGGACUGGCCUCUGCCCAGCCAAUAUGAGCAGCUGGAACUGAGGAUCGAGGUACAGCCUAGAGCCCACCACCGGGCCCACUAUGAGACAGAAGGCAGCCGUGGAGCUGUCAAAGCUGCCCCUGGCGGUCACCCCGUAGUCAAGCUCCUAGGCUACAGUGAGAAGCCACUGACCCUACAGAUGUUCAUCGGCACUGCAGAUGAAAGGAACCUGCGGCCUCAUGCCUUCUAUCAGGUGCACCGUAUCACAGGCAAGAUGGUGGCCACGGCCAGCUAUGAAGCUGUAGUCAGUGGCACCAAGGUGUUGGAGAUGACUCUGCUGCCUGAGAACAACAUGGCGGCCAACAUUGACUGCGCGGGAAUCCUGAAGCUUCGGAAUUCAGACAUUGAGCUUCGGAAGGGUGAGACGGACAUCGGGCGCAAAAACACACGUGUACGGCUGGUGUUCCGGGUACACGUGCCCCAGGGCGGCGGGAAGGUCGUCUCAGUACAGGCAGCAUCGGUGCCCAUCGAGUGCUCCCAGCGCUCAGCCCAGGAGCUGCCCCAGGUGGAGGCCUACAGCCCCAGUGCCUGCUCUGUGAGAGGAGGCGAGGAACUGGUACUGACUGGCUCCAACUUCCUGCCAGACUCUAAGGUGGUGUUCAUUGAGAGGGGUCCUGAUGGGAAGCUGCAAUGGGAGGAGGAGGCCACGGUGAACCGACUGCAGAGCAACGAGGUGACGCUGACCCUGACUGUCCCCGAGUACAGCAACAAGAGGGUUUCCCGGCCAGUCCAGGUCUACUUUUAUGUCUCCAAUGGGCGGAGGAAACGCAGUCCUACCCAGAGUUUCAAGUUUCUGCCUGUGAUCUGCAAAGAGGAGCCCCUACCGGACUCAUCUCUGCGGGGCUUCCCUUCAGCAUCGGCACCCCCAUUUGGCACUGACAUGGACUUCUCACCACCCAGGCCCCCCUACCCCUCCUAUCCCCAUGAAGACCCUGCUUGCGAAACUCCUUACCUAUCAGAAGGCUUCGGCUAUGGCAUGCCCCCUCUGUACCCCCAGACGGGGCCCCCACCAUCCUACAGACCGGGCCUGCGGAUGUUCCCUGAGACUAGGGGUACCACAGGUUGUGCCCAACCACCUCCAGUCUCCUUCCUUCCCCGCCCCUUCCCUAGUGACCCAUAUGGAGGGCGGGGCUCCUCUUUUCCCCUGGGGCUGCCAUUCUCUCCGCCAGCCCCCUUUCGGCCUCCUCUUCCUGCAUCCCCACCGCUUGAAGGCCCCUUCCCUUCCCAGAGUGAUGUGCAUCCCCUACCUGCUGAGGGAUACAAUAAGGUAGGGCCAGGCUAUGGCCCUGGGGAGGGGGCUCCGGAGCAGGAGAAAUCCAGGGGUGGCUACAGCAGCGGCUUCCGAGACAGUGUCCCUAUCCAGGGUAUCACGCUGGAGGAAGUGAGUGAGAUCAUUGGCCGAGACCUGAGUGGCUUCCCUGCACCUCCUGGAGAAGAGCCUCCUGCCUGAACCACGUGAACUGUCAUCACCUGGCAACCCCAGCCCCAGCCUCAGCCCUGCCCCCUUUCCCUCCUUCCUGGAGUGGUGGCUACAGAAGCUUGGGGCCAACCCUGGCUCCUCUUUCCCCAGCUUCUGUCUGUCUCACUGUCUUCCCUCCCCUCCCCCAGCUGAGGUGUGGCCCUCAGGCCUGGUGCUGCCUUGGAGGGCUGGGGGAAGGAGUGUGUGGAGGAGGGAGGAGGGUGAAGACUGAGGCUAGGUGCCAGAAUGGACUGGAGUGAAGGCGUGUCUAGAGUGUGGCCUGGCUGUUGUGCUGGAAAGCUGGGGACAGGUUGAUGGUAAUAAACUGCUCAAUGACCAGUG